Molecule: messenger RNA, 1212 nt
Organism: Lolium rigidum
Lineage: Eukaryota; Viridiplantae; Streptophyta; Magnoliopsida; Poales; Poaceae
Product: aspartic proteinase Asp1-like
Exons: 8
Coding region: 1-1212 (403 amino acids)
Biological process (GO): proteolysis
Molecular function (GO): aspartic-type endopeptidase activity
Source: RefSeq, a predicted model, not a curated record
AUGUGGGCUCUGGUAAUUGCCCACCUCCUUGUACUGCUCCCACUCCUGCAGGCCUCCGUCGAGUUCGAGCUCCACGGCAACGUCUACCCUGAUGGCUACUUCUACGUUGUCAUGAACGUUGGGGAACCCGCGAAGCCCUACUUCCUGGACGUCGACACUGGCAGCCCCGUCACAUGGCUGGAGUGUGACUUCCCCUGCCAGAGCCCCAAACAUGGGCCAAACGACAUGUACAAGCCAGGACCGAGCAACAUGGUGUCCUGUGAAGACGACCGCUGCGUCGCGUUGCACAAGGACCUGCGCGCCGUGCACGACUGCAGUAAGAACCCAGACCGAUGCGACUACAAGGUAAGAUACGUGGAGGAGUCAUCCACAGGCGUGCUCCUCGCAGACAAGUUCUCCCUCCCAACAAGCAUUGAGAACCGACCCAACCUCGCGUUCGGCUGUGGUUACAACCAAAAAGGUGGCCAAGAUCAGGCGAUCCCGUUGGACGGUGUCCUCGGCAUCUCCGGGGGAACGGGUGACUUCACCUCGCAGCUAAAGCAGCAAGGGAUUAUCACCGAGAAUGUCGUGGGCCAUUGCAUCAGCAUCUAUGGCGGUGGCUUCCUCUACUUUGGGGGCGACAGCAACAUGGUGCCCACUUCCGGUAUAACCUGGCUUGCCAUGGCUCAGAGAAUCGGGACUUACUACACACCUGGCGAAGCAACACUGAACCUCAAUGUGCAACAGGAAUACCCGGUGAGCAUGAAACCAAUGAGGACAAUCUUUGACAGCGGUACCACAUACACCUACGUGCAUAUGACCACAUACGCUCGCCUUAUUAACGCGGUUGGAAUCACUCUCCAGAGUUCGUCACUUAAAAGAGUGUAUGAUACUGCGCUGCCUGUAUGCUGGAAAGACAUAGAACCAAUUCGAUCCGUUGACGACGUCAAGAAUAAAUUCCAGCCACUUGAUCUGACCUUUGGCCAUGGUGACAACCAGGUCACCCUGGAGAUCCCUCCAGAAAACUAUAUUAUUGUCUCGGAAAGUGGGAAUGUGUGCUUGGGCAUCCUCAAUGGAUCACAGAAAGGUCUGCAGGAACUGAACCUUAUUGGAGGUAUUGCAAUGCAAAAUCAUAUAGUGAUAUAUGAUAAUGAGAGACAACAGAUCGGGUGGGUCCGCUCGUCGUGCGAUGGAAUGCCGGGUCAUGCGCCUCUCAUCGGGUCGCGUCUGUGA